Messenger RNA from Helianthus annuus (common sunflower), 3556 nucleotides. Its product is annotated as structural maintenance of chromosomes protein 5. Lineage: Eukaryota; Viridiplantae; Streptophyta; Magnoliopsida; Asterales; Asteraceae. Gene Ontology annotation, molecular function: ATP hydrolysis activity; ATP binding. The record is from RefSeq and is a predicted model, not a curated record. Gene Ontology annotation, cellular component: Smc5-Smc6 complex. The transcript is spliced from 30 exons. The coding region runs from base 149 to 3310 and encodes 1053 amino acids. Gene Ontology annotation, biological process: double-strand break repair via homologous recombination.
UGUGACUCGAAAGUUCCUCAAUAAUCGCACCCAAGUUUCUCCUUUUUGGCGCCAAUUCCACUCCCGACUCCAUCGUCGUAUCACUACUUCUUCAAAACCCUAGAUUUCCUUCAACCGAUUGGCAUCAAAGCUGUUGAUAGUUUCAGCGAUGAACGAACCACGGGCUAAACGCCCUAAAAUCAGCAGGGGAGAAGAUGAUUAUCUGCCAGGGAACAUAAUAGAGAUUGAGAUUAGAAACUUUAUGACUUUUAAUCAUUUGGUAUGCAAGCCUGGUUCUCGGUUGAACCUUGUGAUUGGACCGAAUGGGUCUGGUAAAAGCUCGUUAGUGUGCGCGAUUGCGCUAGGCUUGGGCGGCGAACCUCAGCUGCUUGGGCGGGCUGCAACUAUCGGUGCGUUUGUUAAGCGUGGAGAAGAAGCUGGGUAUACCAAAAUUACGUUGAGAGGUAACACUUCUGAUGAGAAGAUUGUUAUAACGCGUAAGAUAGAUGCACGUAACAGGUCCGAGUGGCUGCAUAAUGGCAGAGCGGCUUCUAAGAAAGAAAUAACUGAUGUAAUCCAAAAGUUCAAUAUUCAAGUCAACAAUCUGACUCAAUUUUUACCACAAGAUCGCGUUUGCGAAUUUGCUAAACUAUCUCCGGUUAGACUUCUAGAAGAAACCGAAAAAGCUGUUGGUGAUCCUCAACUGCCUGUGCUGCAUCGUUCUCUUGUUGAUAGAAGUGCAGAAUUGCAGCGAUCUGAACAGGCUGUUGAGAAGAACAAAGAAACACUCAAUCAGCUAAAGGCACUAAAUGCCGAACAAGAAAGAGACGUGGAGCGUGUUCGUCAACGAGAUGAACUUUUAGCAAAGGCAGAGUCUAUGAAGAAGAAAUUGCCAUGGCUGAAAUACGACAUGAAGAAGGCUGAGUAUCUCGAGGCUAAAGAUCAAGAGAAGGAUGCAAAGAAGAAGCUUGAUGAAGCAGCCAAAUUGUUAAAUAAAAUUAGAGAACCUAGCGAAAAACUACAAAACGAAAAGAAGGAACAAGAUGCUAAAUGCAAAAGGUUCAAAGAUCUUUUAGAAAACGUUGAAACGUCGUUCAAGCAAAUGUUGGAUAAAGAAAAUCAGCUGGGUGUUAAAGUGAAAGGGAAGUAUAAUGACAUGGAGGAUUUAGAGAGGCAAGAACACUCACGUCAGCAACGAAUAGCAAAAGCUGAAAAAGAUCUAGCUGACGCUGAGCUGGAACUGCAAAAUGUACCACCAUAUGAACCUCCCCGAGAAGAAAUUGAAAAGUUAGGUGCUGAAAUAUUGGAGCUGGAAGCUUCUGCAAGAGAAAAACGAUAUCAAAAGAAAGAAAAAGAGAAGCUUUUAGAACGAAAUAAACAAUUAGCAAGGCAAACCGCAGAAAGAUUAAGGGAGAUGGAAAAUGUUAAAAAUAAACGUUUACAGGCGUUAAAAAAUUCUGGAGCUGAAAAAAUCGUUGAUGCUUAUCAAUGGGUACAAGCACACAAACAUGAAUUUAAGAAGGAGGUGUAUGGGCCUGUAUUAAUUGAGGUCAACAUUUCAACCCAGCUUCAUGCUUCAUACUUAGAGAGUCAUGUACCUUAUUACAUUUGGAAGGCUUUUAUCACACAAGAUUCUGGUGACCGUGACCUCUUGUUCAGAAACCUCAAGUCAUUUGAUGUUGCCGUAAUUAACCACGUUGCUGAUGGAAAUCGCAACCCAGAGCCAUUUAAUAUUUCUCAAGAGAUGUCAUCCAUGGGCUUAUAUUCAAGGCUUGACCAAGUUUUUGACGCUCCACAUGCCGUCAAAGAGGUUUUGAUUGGGCAAGCGGGUCUUGAACAUUCAUACAUAGGGUCUAAAAAGAGCGAUGAAAACGCUGACAAGGCCCAUAGUUUUGGGAUAAUGGAUCUUUGGACUCCCGAAAAUCACUAUCGUUGGUCUAAAUCACGAUACGGUGGUCAUGUUUCCGCAUCUGUGGAAGCAGUGAGUGAUUCUCGUCUUCUUUUGUCCAAUACCGAUGGUGAUGAAUUGAACACGCUUCGGGGAAAGAAAAAGGAGUUGGAUGAGACCAUUUUCGGUAUAGAAGCGAGUUUUAAGUCGAUACAGAGUGAGAUAAAAGAGUUGGAAGAUUCAGCUGCCCAAUUUCAAAAACAACGUGAGAAUCUUGUGAAUGAAGCACAACUUGAAAAAAGGAAACUCAAGGAGCUUCAAAAUAGAGUUAAUCAAAAGAGGCUAAAAUUACAGUCAAUGGGGAAGGAGGAAGACGUAGCCGUUGCAUUGUCAAAGUUGGUUCAAGACGCCGAGAACUUUAAUAUUCAAAGAUUUAAAUGUGCAAUGGAGAUUAAGAAAUUACUCACUCAAGCUACUGCCUACAGGAGGAGUUAUGCUGAAAGGUGCAUGGCCUCCGUUGAACUUGAGAUCAAGAUAAAAGAGAUGGAAACGUCUAUCAAGCAUCAAGAGAAGCUUGCACUGCAAGCUUCUUUACAUUUUGAAAACUGUAAAAAAGAGGCGGAAGAUCAUAGACAACAAUUGGCAGCCGCCAAGAGAGCCGCAGAAUCAGUCACUGUUAUUACGCCGGCUCUUGAACAAGAAUUUCUUCAGAUGCCUUCUACCAUUGAGGAAUUGAAUGCUGCAAUUCAAGAUAUAACGUCUCAAGCUAACUCUAUUCUCUUCCUGAACCACAAUAUAUUAGAGGAAUAUGAACGACGUCAAAGAAAAAUAGAGGAGCUUUCAGUCAAACUGGAAUCUGAUGAAAAAGAGUUGACUGCCCGUUUAGAAGAACUGAGCUCCCUAAAGGGCAAGUGGCUUCCGACACUUCGAAACCUUGUUGCUCAAAUAAACGAGACUUUCAGCAAGAAUUUUCAAGAAAUGGCGGUUGCAGGAGAGGUUUCAUUGGACGAACACGGAAACGAUUUUGAUAACUAUGGAAUUCUUAUUAAAGUGAAGUUCAGGCAAGCAGGCGAACUUCAAGUUUUAAGUGCUCACCACCAGUCUGGAGGGGAGCGUUCGGUUUCAACAAUUCUUUAUCUUGUUUCACUUCAAGAUCUGACAAAUUGUCCCUUUAGGGUGGUGGACGAGAUAAAUCAAGGAAUGGACCCUAUUAACGAGAGAAAGAUGUUCCAGCAAUUAGUCAGAGCUGCAAGUCAACCCAACACUCCACAGUGUUUUUUACUUACUCCGAAACUGUUAUCUGAUUUGGAAUAUGGCGAGGCCUGUACGAUUCUGACUGUUAUGAAUGGCCCAUGGAUUAAGCAGCCAUCAGAAGUAUGGAAAUUUGGAGGAAGUUGGGGAUCUGUUAUGGGAUUAUUGGGAGAAAGCCAUCGAGUCAGAUAGAUGGAUGGAUACAGGAAGUGUAUUAUAUAGCCUUCAAACUUUUGAUGCUGACGCGGCAAGAUUAGAGAUUAGCUUUCUUGACCAUAUUGGUCUCAUCCCAUUAAUUUGUAUUUUCUUUUCAUGAUACUAGACAAUUUAUAUGGGAAAGAACAUGCAAGUGCUUUCUCUAACUUGUACAUGGUAAUGGGUUUUUGUUGGAGAUAUAAAUAAUUUUAUGGCGUAUUGUGUAAAUGGAUGUUAUUAGUA